Molecule: messenger RNA, 3490 nt
Organism: Solea senegalensis (Senegalese sole)
Lineage: Eukaryota; Metazoa; Chordata; Actinopteri; Pleuronectiformes; Soleidae
Gene: mmp15a
Product: matrix metallopeptidase 15a
Exons: 10
Coding region: 599-2764 (721 amino acids)
Biological process (GO): extracellular matrix organization; proteolysis; collagen catabolic process
Cellular component (GO): extracellular matrix
Molecular function (GO): metalloendopeptidase activity; zinc ion binding
Source: RefSeq, a predicted model, not a curated record
GUUGACUGUUCCCAGCAAAAUGAUUAGAAAAGUUGAGUGUGGCUCUCAGCUGUUUCUCUGACCGUGAUCUGGUGAAAGUCAGUGUGACCUGAGCAGAGUCACAGCUCAUACAGUGUUAUUCAGCUCUGAUGUCACUGUUCCUACACCAAGGUCAAACACUUUUUAACUUUUGAGGCUCGUUGUUUUUUUUUUUUGUUUUCGCUCAGGCGCCUCUGGAGUUUUAUAGAAAGUGAGGAACACUCACUGGAUUCUUUCUUUUUUCUUUUUUCUUGUGUCAUUACGCUGACCAGACCAGACAUUGUGGACUUGUAGAAGGACAAAGGACGCUCAUAUCUCUGCUGGAAGCAGCUGGAGGUUUUUAUUUUUUACGCCUGAAAGGAAAUCACUGAAGCGCCAUGAGGCUCAAAUCUGAAUGGAUUAUUAUCUCCUUGUGAUUGUCUGAACACGCCUGCACCAGUGUAAUCUGCUGUUUUUCCUAUCUUUUAUUUUUAUUGAUGUGCAAACUCCAGUAAUGAUCAGAUAAGACGUAAGUUGUUUGGACAGAGAGAAAAUCCCGGCACCUCUUUUUGUCUCCACGUCUGAGGAGCACGGGCUGCACAUGAUGAAGACUAUGGCGUCUCAGCAACCAUGGACACACAACAUCAUCAUCAUCAUCAUAACCACAUUGUUGUCCUGCUCUCUGGUUGUGUGCAGCACAGUGACAGAGGAGGAGGAAACCUUCAGUGCUGAGGCUUGGCUUCGUAGGUUUGGCUACCUGUCUCAGGCGAGCAGGCAGAUGUCCACCAUGCAGUCGGCUCACAUCCUGUCCAACGCCAUCAGUGACAUGCAGCGCGUCUACGGGCUGGAGGUGACUGGACACAUGGACCCCGCCACUGUCGCAGCCAUGCGUCGGCCACGCUGUGGUCUCCCCGACAGAAAACCGGAGGAGCCUGGUAAAGGUGCAAGAAGGAAACGCUACACACUCACUGGGCAGCAGUGGGACAAAGACCACAUCACCUACAGUAUCAUGAACCAGAUCGUCCCGUCAUCGCUGGGAGAGGAGCACAUGUACAGAGCAAUCCGUAAGGCCUUUGAUGUGUGGGGACGGGUCACCCCGCUCACCUUUGAGGAGCGGCCUGUGGAAAACAACAUGCACUCCAACAGCAGCCAAGCGGAGCUCGCCGACAUCCUGCUGUUGUUUGCCUCUGGCUUCCAUGGGGAUAUGUCCUUGUUUGAUGGCGAGGGGGGGUCAUUGGCUCACGCCUACUAUCCAGGACCGGGAAUUGGUGGCGAUACACAUUUUGAUGCUGAUGAACCCUGGACGCUUGACAACCAUAAUCCUAAAGGUAUAGAUCUGUUCCUGGUUGCCGUCCAUGAGCUUGGUCAUGCUCUGGGUCUGGAGCACUCAGAUAACCCCAGUGCAGUAAUGGCUCCUUUUUACCAGUGGGUCGACACAAACAACUUUACACUGCACAAGGAUGACGUCAAAGGAAUACAGUACAUAUAUGGUCCUCCUCUCGGCGCUGACGCUCCACCCACUACUCCUCACACUCCUGAUGACUCUCCCACCUCUUCUUCACCUCGUGAAGAUGACAUUACUUACGCUUCCCCCACUGACCCCAAACCUGAGGCACCCAACCCAACACCAGCCCGUCCAGAGCUGACCCCCAACCCUACCACAACUUUGGCUCCCCCCACUUCCACUACCACUGUCUCAGUGCGUGAGCCCGAACCUGUCACCCCGCGGGUUAGAAAAGACAUCCCUCCUGCUCCACCUCCUCAUCCUCCUCGGCCCCCUCAUCCUCCUCCUCCUCCACGUCCUCCCAAAGUGCCGGACAACCAGGCCCCUGACAUCUGUGAUGGGGACUUUGACACGGUGACCAUGCUGAGAGGGGAGAUGUUUGUUUUCAAGGGUCGUUGGUUCUGGCGCGUCCGCAGAAACCGAGUUUUGGACAACUACCCGAUGCCCAUAUCUGUCUUCUGGAACGGUCUGCCAAACGACAUCGACGCUGCCUAUGAACGCCACGACGGCAAAUUUGUCUUCUUUAAAGAUGAUAAAUACUGGGUGUUCAGGGAGGCUGAUGUGCUGCCAGGAUACCCACAGCCCAUAUAUGAGUACGGACGAGGAGUUCCUUCACAAGGGAUUGACACGGCCAUCUGGUGGGAGCCCAAUGGACACACGUACUUCUUUGCAGGAGACAGGUACUGGCGAUUCAACGAGGAGACCCGCAUUACAGACGGUGACUUCCCCAAACCAAUCAGCAGAUGGGGCAGGAUCCCUCCCUCGCCCAAAGGAGCCUUCCUCAGUGAUGAUGGAGCUUACACAUAUUUCUACAAAGGCAGUAACUACUGGAGGUUUGACAACCACAGGACGGAGGCAGACAAAGGCUUCCCUCGCUCCAUCCUGAAGGACUUCAUGGGCUGCAGAGGAGCUCCAGACCCUCAGCCCGAUGCUGACACCGAGCAGGAGCCAAAGGAAAAACCGGUGAACCCGUCAGAUCGAGAUGAAGACAAGCACAGGGAACCAGACAAAGGCAAAGACCCAGUGGAGGACCCAACCUCUAAACCUGACGACGCAGACGAAGAGGAGGACGAAGAGGUGAACGUGGUCGUCACAAUGGCCGACAAUGAGUCAAAAGUCAUGACCCUGGUCAUGGUGACUGUCCCGCUGGUGCUCAUCUUAUGCAUCCUCGUCCUCAUCUACGCCAUCCUCAGGACUCUGCAGAACAAGGAGCCGCCGAGGGCCUUGGUGCACUGCAAGCGUUCGAUGCAGGAAUGGGUGUGACGCGCACAAACGGAAGCGGCAGAACGGGUAUCGAUCGUGUGUCUGGUGCAGAGGUCGGCAUCGAAUUUUUACUUGGAAAAGAAGCUUCGACACGGUUCUUAAAGUCUGAGAAAGCUGAGGAUGAGUCUCGGUCAACUUGUGCCGCUCAUGUGAAAUUGUGGUAAAUUUAGUGCCUGUGGAGCUGCAGCGUAUAUUUCCUUCUAAUGGCCGUGAAUGUUUGUUCUUGUGCCUUUUUGUAUUCUGUGCCUUCCAGAUGCGUGAAAACAUUAAUCUUUAAAAGUCAUGCCUUAAGAAAAAAAAAAAAUCACACUCAAGGAAUCACGGUUAAACCCUGAGCCACUAAUCGUACAAAGGAGGAACAUGUUUCCAGUAGAAAUGAUGUAGAAAAAGUUGAUAAUGCACAUACAUUAACCAGUAACACACACACAUGCACACACACUGUACAUACAAACAAACAUGAGUGCUUACAGCUUUUUUAAAAACAAAUAUGCGUCUUUCCUUUCAUACGUUUGACUUUGGUGCUUUAACCAGUUCUGACAUUAUUUUUCUGUCUAGAAGAGAUAUUUUUUGCACUUUUGAUCCUGUUUUUGUUUUGCUGAGUUUGCUUCACUGCAGAUGUGCGUAUGUGUGUGUGUGUGUGUGCGCGUGCGUGUGUGUGCCUGUUGGUACAAAGCAGAUCUUGCUUUGUUUAUUAAACACACACACACACACACACACACACAGACA